Messenger RNA from Cetraspora pellucida, 691 nucleotides. Lineage: Eukaryota; Fungi; Glomeromycota; Glomeromycetes; Diversisporales; Gigasporaceae. The record is from the annotation of a GenBank genome assembly.
UUCUGGUUACAUCGAGCAAUAUUGCUUUCUCAUGAUGAAUAUAUCUAAAAAUUCAGUUACUAUAAAAGAUGAGUCUUCAUCUACAAAUAGCGAUAUUGAUUUAACUCAGAAAAAUGAUGUUGAUAUGACACAAAGAGCUGCACAAACUAAUUUUGAAGCUAAUUUUAGUCGUAUAUCGGUAGAAAUGUUAAAGUUUUUAUGUUACGAAAUAGGUGUUUCUGUGGCAGGCUUAAAGCAGAAUUUAGUAGGUCGUUUAGUCAAUAAAAGCAAAAAGAGGUUUGGUUUGCCAGGUCUGGAUAACUCUAAAAAAGGGAAAAUGGUAGAUAUUGAUAAGGGUGUAAAAGAAGUAUAUAAGGAAGGCAGUAAGUCAGAUUUUGAGUCAGGUAAAGCUUUUGCAAAGGUUUUUAAUAAUGGGCUAGUGGUGACUGACAAUGAAGAAGCGAAAGGAUAUAAUGAUCAAUCUCUACUGCAUUUACCUUUUUUGGCAUCUGAUACACCUUUCAUCCAUGUUUCUAGCCUAUAUAUACCUUUAUUUGUUCAAUCUCAACUGUUUAUAAAUCCAAAUUGGCAACAAGUUUUUUCACAAAGAAUGUUCACUCCUCCUUCAUUGAAUAAUAUUUGGAAUGAAAUGCCUUCAAGAGAUCUGGCUGGGCCUUCUUUCACUAAUCAGCAACCAGUUAAUAAUUCCUAG